Molecule: messenger RNA, 9707 nt
Organism: Vitrella brassicaformis
Lineage: Eukaryota; Vitrellaceae
Source: the annotation of a GenBank genome assembly
GCAGAAACAAAUGACCGAAACGGCAAACACACAUCUGCACAGAGGUAGGACAGGCAGAUUUGUGAAGCAAAAGCCAAAACAUCGAAGCAUCUGUCAUCCCUGAUGGCUGUGUUCAUUGUGCAGACGGACUGACGCAGUAAGUGACGCACAGAUUCAAGCAUUGCUCGGCGGAUUGUCGCACCAGCGAGGUACAACCGAUACAUUCUACAACAAUCAUCUUUCAUCAUCCUUAUGGCUGUUUUCACUGUGCAGGCGAGACUGGCUGAAUGAGUGACGUAUAGGGACUGCAUUGCUCAGCGGAGUGUCGCAACGGCGAGGUACAACAGAUGCACUAUAACUUCGUGCUCUGUCAGCCUUCACUCUCAGUAUUUGUGUGUUCACUGUGCAGACGAGAGUGGGAGAUGGACUGAGUGAAUGAGUGACAAAAGGCCUGUAUCCCAAGGCGCACUGUCGCGGCAGCAAGGUACGACAGGAAUGCUACAAACUGGUGCUGUGUCAAUGAAUGUCAUGUCUGUGGCUCGUUGGGUCUGCUGUAUGAAGCUCUGAGAUUUGGAAGGAAGCACUACGGGAUUUCACUCAUCUGCCCUGGAGCUACACUCAAGCAAUAAGGUGAGAGACUGACAGGCAACUAUCCGCCUGCCCACACAGCGUCUUGGCCCAUCCUUUGUUUCCCUCUGUGCGUGUCUGCAGGCUGUGGCUGUCAACACCACACACAUGGAGGCCGCCAUCCCUUACUGGGACACUACCGUCAUUGACACAUAUGACGACCCAUCGGCUGACGCGCCAUCCGCAGAGGGACUGUGCAUCCAACUCGCGCAGACCCUGGGCCUGCUCCAGCCCUCCCCUCCCAUCCUCCCGGGAGCAAACCUAUGCGGCCACGGCGACAACAGGGUGCUUGUCGUGUGGCGCGGAGGCGUUUUGUGGCUUUAUCGGCACGCGAGCGACCGGCCAAAGGGCUUCCAUCGGCCCUACAGGCUGCAGCUGACCGAGGACAUCGUGUGGGCCCAUUUCUUCCCGAAAGCUCAGUUCCUCGCCAUCAUGGGCCAGGAUCGCAACCUGCUCCUGCUAAAACUGCGCUUUGUGGCGGGGUCGAUGGAGGACGACACGGGGCGUGCGGCUGCGCCGAGGAUGGGCAUCGUGAGGACCUUUCACCAUCGGGCUGAUCGGCUCGUGGCAUGCCACGCCAUCGACGCGCAAGAUGGCGAUCCGCACGUGUGUGUUGCGAGGGCGCCAUGUCGGCUGGAGUGCAUCCACCUGUCGGCACUGCAGAAUGUCUUGUCAAGCGGCGAUCGCAACAGGGAUGAUCCACCCGGGUCCAGCACGUUGCCGACUCCCCUGGACCCGAGCUGCAUCCAGACACUGGACUGCAGCCGAGCGCCGUGGCCCCACUUUGGCGAGGCCCUGUCUGACUGCGCCCCUCCUCUGCCCUUCCCCUCUUCCCUCCCCACCCCUCUCGCGCUCAUCCCGCCCACGCCCCGUGCCCCCCGCCCCUCCCUGCUGCUGGCCGGCGUCACUGAUCGAGGCCGAUGGACCCUCUUCUGCCAGCCGGUGAAGCGCGACACAUCGACUCCGUCUGAUGACGACGCCUCGCGUCAUGAUUCGAGUGAACCGCCCCCUCCCGCGGCCAGGGGGAAGCUGCUGCCGAUGGUGCCCCUGAGAGCCCUGAGAGCUGAGGCCGCCACACAGAGAGGAGCAGUGGAGAUAGGUGGCGGGCAGGCAGUUGGCGGAGAUAGGGGACUCGACGACGAGGAUGGGAGGCGUCGGCCGCCGGCUAUUGUGCAUGUUGCAUCGAGUCCAUCCGGAGGGGCAGUCGCUGCCGUGCUGGGCACCUCAGAGAUGCUUUUCUGGAGGAAGGACGACAGGGCGGGCUACGUGCCCUCCCUCUAUAUUUCUGCGGCUACGUUGAGGCGGCUGAGGGGCCGAGCUGCUGCAAAAACUGACACGGAGGCAGGGGGAGAGCAGGAUGUCGACGUGGAUGAUGCGGACGAUGAGUCAACGCCGCUAUGGUUCUUGCAAGGCGUCUUCUUCUGGAGUGAGGAUGUGCUCACGUGUCUGUUCUCCAACGAGCGGCCACCAACCCUAUCGCCAACAGAGUACCUCCGCAGGGCCAGACGGCCGUUUUCCUCCCAGCCGCCUUUGAUAUCGACCCAGCUACUCUCACUCACCCUCCCAUCUCUUUCUCUUGCUGCCCCUCCGUCACAAAGCGCCCUCCAAGCAUUCCCGGCCUCAGUGCUGGUCUCUGCUGCCUUUGGGAGGCAACAAGACGGCAGCGAUCCGACUGGCUCGUCGCUGUUUGUGCUGACAGCCCACCUGCGCCCUGUUGCUGCCGACGAGGGCGAGGAUGCUGAUGUGGAGGAUGACGCGGGGGGAGAGUUCACGUUAACGCAUGUUCGCGCCCUCACACUUGACUUGUGGGUGGAAGGAGCGGUCCGCGACGGCCGGUGGGAGUCGGCAGAGAAGGUCUGCCGGGACCAGGGACGGCACGAUCUGUGCGACCGAGUGCUGAAGGCACGCUGGCUGGCGGGGCCGGGGAAGCGGCCGCCGGCAGUGUCCACAAUGGAGGACUUCUGGGCCGUUCUCCGCGUCCACGAUCUGAUAUGGCUGGCGCACCAAGCUCUCGAGUUUGAUCCAACCAGGCGGGCCAAGGAGGGUGGUGACACGAGUCGGUCGCUGGAGCUCGGCAAGGUGCGUCUGCUGCUGGAGCACGUGAUGCAGCGGCUGCGCAAGACCACUCUCGGAGGCCCGCUGGGCGACCUGAAGGUCAAGGUGCAGGCGUACCUGUCGCGUCUCGACUCGUACCAACAGAUCCUCAACAAGGCCGCAUCGGGCGAGACGAUGCUCGACCCACUGGCGCCGCCGCCCUCAGCUGCCGAGAGCGGGGCAAGCGAGGCGACACUGUCGUGGUCGGAGUUCCGCGAUAUCACUCCGGCCAAGGCUGCCAAGCUGGCUGCAUCCAAGGGCGACCUGACCAUCUUGCGCGUCCUCGUCAAGCGGCACGGCCCCGAGUUCCAGCGGAUGACAUCGGGGUGGGAGGGCAUCCUUGACGCACUGCCCGAGACGCUGCCCGUGAAAGACAUCGCCGACCUCUUGCCGUGCCCUCCAGUGCCUGUGGUGACAACUGGGUCACAGUCCGCCAAGCCCAUUCUCAAGGUGGCCACGCUGCUGCUCGACACCGAUCGGGAGAGGAUAUCCCGAUGGGCGCUGAAGAGGGCCAACGUGUUGCUGCGUCGGACGGGACUGGUGGCAAGUGUCGUACUGCCCUUCGUCUACGCCAUGCUGUCCGUCACACUGCGCAACCAGCCCCCAGCGGCCAUGAGGAAGCGGCCAUCGACGGCCAUCGACGGGCAGAAGGACGACUGGUUUUCCUCCUCCCAGCCGUUUCUUCAGCUGCCGGCCAUUUCGAAGCAGACGACGUCAUCGUUCCUGACCGAGGCACCGAGCAUUCUCCUGCUGAUGGCCAUGCACGCACUGGUGCACCAGUGGCUGCUGCUCAAGAGGGCGGAGGAGGGCAGGGAAGGUGCAACGGCGGUUCCUUCCUUCGAAGCCUUCAUGGAGCUGUCAUACCUGGAUCGCCUCGAGCUGGCGCUGGCCAAUGGCACUGCCGACCCGGCUGAUGCUGACAAAGGCACAUACCUGCCCACCAAGAUCCGCAAGGUGGUGUACGAGCCGACAAAGCCUUUGCAGACAGCCGUGGCUAUCGGCGAGUGGACGACCUUCCCCGGCGGUCCGAAGGGCAUGAGCGCCGCCAGCGCAAGAUCGCUGAGGAAGAUGAUCGAGAUGCCCCCUGAGAGCGCCCUGAUCGCAUACUUUCGACAAAGACUGCAAACGUGGUCGCCCUUACCCUCGUCAAGCGACCAAGAGCGUGACCGGAGGAUUGUAUCGACUACUCACCAUCUCGGCCAUGGGUCGCUGCUGGGGCCCAAGGCACUCGUGUCCAUCAAGAAAGAGAUGGAGCUGAUCGCAGAGGUGGUCAAGGAGAGCGCCCCCACGUUGCCAGGCAGCUCGCGGCUCAUUCGGUCCUUCACGAAGCUGAUCGGCUUCGUGCUGUACGUGACUUACGAGGGCACGAGCGCCUGCCCCGCCGGCCUCAUCCUCAAGCCAGUCGAGGCCAUGUACCUCUGCUUGCCCGCCAAGGACACGCUGCCGGCCGACGCCACCGAUGAGGAGCGGCAGGAGUGGAUCAAGCUACACCAGAAGGCCGACCUGCUCGACCGCCACCUUACCGCAGCGGAGCUGCUGAUGAAGCUGGGCGGCAGCGGGGCAUAUGGAGUGCCGUUCUGGACGCUCGGGGAGGCUUCGACGAAUCCCCAGCUGUGUGGCCGUCUCUUCUGGGGCCUUCUCCGCGGCCUGGCGUCCACCUACCGGUCCGCUGCCUUCUGGCGCGGGGUCAUCGAGGACUGCCAGAAGCUGCAGGCACAUGCACUCGGGGCUCUCCGGGUCGAGUCACUCUACGAGAUGCUGGUGACGGUGCUCUGCUACUACACGGACCAUUCAGAGGUGGCGACCAAGGUCAUCGAGCUGUGGAGUGCACGCAGCGAGGCAAAUGCAGACCGGGAGUUCCCCCAGAAGCUCGCCACUCACCUGACCACCAUCGCCAAGGAGCUUGUCAACUCGGCCCCGUCGCUGGCCCACCCGGCACUGGACAAGGCGUCGAGGUGUCUCCGGCUGGCUCCAAGUGAGGUUGCUGAGGUGCAGGGUGAGAAGCAGUUCAUCCAGGCGUGUCAGGCCCUUGACUGGCUGCUCAGCGCCUCACACAAGGAGGCCCUCGCUGCCGCACUGAAUCCCCUCGCUUUCGCGGCUCAGGGACUGAGUUCCGCCCUUGCAAGGGCGGCUGAAGACAAGGCGGAGGGCGGCAGGAGGUACCCGCCCAACUUCCCCUUCGUCACACCCGCAGCCCUCCGCUUCGCGCCGUCGCCACGAGCCGUCAUCGCCGCUUUGCUGCAGGCCAAUCCAUCUGCUGUAGUGUUCCGGGAUCAGCUGGCGCGGCUGGCGGGGCUGUUGGGCGUGAGUGAUCUGCGGGCAGCCGUGGGCAAUCCGCAUCAGGGUGCCGGUCGCGAUGUGAUAUCGGAGUUGCUGUCGUCCACCGAGGGGGGGAGGUCGCUGCAAGAGGUGCGGGCGUGGACAUUCCUGCUGCACGAACAUUGCCAGGAGGCAUACGAGAUCUUGCACAGCCUACUGGCUUCCCCGUCAGCCGCAAUGGAGCCAUCCAAGGGUCUGUGGCACCUCGCUGUGGCAGUGGCCAAGAGCGGUGGUGAUCUGUCGACCAACCAGAAGCUGGCGCUACUGUCCCUCGCGGCGCCUGGCUGCCCCGCAGACGACCUGCCGGUGCUCCUCGACGUGUUCCAGUCAGUCGGGCUGGAGCCACUGCAGGCAACUCUCAGUGAAGGCAUCGAUGAGACAAAUGGCGAAGAGACCCCUGAGAGGCCGAUAGACUGGCUGCUUGAUGAGAGUGACAACAAGGAGGGCGGCGAUGCGUCGGUCAGCAUUCCCUCUGAGAUCCUCCCGGCCCCCUCGUCUAUGUUCUGGACGGUGGCAAACCAGUGUGAAAACAUCGGGGACGACACGAGUGAUUUCCACAGCCCCUUGCUGCUCGCUCUACGGGACCAGCUUCUCGAGAAGGAGGAGGGCGACGAGGCAAAUGAGGAUGAGCGGCUCUUCCCCAUCCCGCUGCCGCUCGCCAGAGGGCCCAAGCAGGCCGUCAGUGACCACAGGAGGACCUAUUUGCCAGCGCCUGCCGCCGGCAAGAGGGAUAAAGAGGAGGGCAACAUAUUCGCGUGGCACCGAUGGGGUGCGGGUGGAGAGAGGCCGCCGGUCGACCUGUUCACGCACGAUGCUGAGUGGGAGUGUCACUUUGGCGUCAUCCCUCCACUUCUGCUUUCACAACGACACUUCUUCGCGCCCAUCCUGCAGUCACCCUUCCUCUCGCUGCAGCACAAGGUCCGCUUGGGUCGGCUUGCCAUCGCCCAGUGCAGCCAAUGGCUGGUGCACGACGUCCACCCGUCGUUCGAGCGGCGGGCAGUCGCGCGGCUGGUGUCGCUGCUUGAUGCCACUACCUUUUGCGUCGAGAUGCAGGGGCUGGAGGCGAUGGGAGGGGCGGAGGGAGAGUCGCUGUACAUGCGGCGGUUCCUCGUCGACACGGGGUAUCAGCGCAGGGUGCUGCUGAACCUCUCUCGGAGGCAGGGUGGGUCGCAGCUCGACCAAUUGUCGCAGAUCCUGGAUCGCGUCGAGCAACUCAAGCAGCCAGUCACUGUCGAGGGAGAGGAGGGCGGGCCACCAGAGGAGCCGUCUGUCCCAGAGGACGGUGCUGUGGGUGCGCGUCUGUCAGUGGCGCCUUACCUCGCUUAUGACGCCGAUAGCCCGCUCAAGUAUCGGCUGGACUGGGAGGGAUUACUGGCUAUGGCGAGAGAAGCGGCAACGACCGAGAGGACUGCGAGUGCGGCAUCGCUGCUGGAUUUGCGGGCGGAGAAUGUCCGGUGGUCCUUCCUCAAUCGGCCUCUGCACGAGGUGAUGGCGACGCUUGCCAGCAAUGUCCUGCCGCUGCUCCAGGAUGGGCCCAGAGUGGCAUCGCACAUCAAGGACAUCAUCAUGGCGCUCGUGUCGUCCCAGCACCCAGAUCAGACCGCCUUGACACCAACAGCUGGCGCAACCGACGCGGCCGCUCCGCUCGACAACGUGUCGAGUCGACUGGUCCUCGCUCGCCAUCUUUUCGACAUCGCUGCUGAUCUGGCUGGUCCGUCGGAGCUUGGCGUUGACUCCUCCCCUCUCAUGGGUCUGGGCGAUCGAAAGAUCACUCGUUGUACGGAGCGGCUGCUCUCUGUCCUGCCCUCGGUGGACCUGUCCACGAUCGAGUUGCCGUCAGUGCCGGCCCCAUCGGCCUUCUUGCAAGAGGUGGUGCGCAACGCAACGCUCGAGACGCUGCCGACGGUGGUUGAAGUGGUGGAAGAGGCCGGCGAUGCGGUGACGAUGCUGUGCCCUGCACCCUCGUUGUGCUAUCGGGUGGUGGAGCGCUGGAUGGACCAGAAGGCGACACUGAGGGCGAGGGAGUGGGGCGAGAGCGUGAGGGAGCAGCUGACCUUCGCCAUGCGGAGGCUCACGGCCGAUGAGAGACUGCGCCUGCUGCGACGGACGUCACAUCCACCCCUGCAGCAGCUCAUGCUGGGCAUCAUGAAGGCCAUCGCGGAGCCAUCUGUUCAGCCGACGCAUGUCGAGCCGCCUGAGGGGGACAAGCCUGAGGAACAGAAAGCCAUUGACGACACACGUGAAUCAACCAAGGAAGAAACGAGCCAGGCGGCCGUGUCGGCGGCACCCUCCUCCCCCUCGCCCCCCUUGCCGCCGAGAAAGACCGCUGAGGGGUCUUUGGAAGACGUGGAGCUGGUUUUGAAGCUCAGGGGCCAGUUCAGCUCGACCAUUGAGGGGCUUAAGGAGGUCGGCGAGGUGGGCGACGAGUGGGAGGCCGAUGGCAUCAACUUCCUUACACCCUUCCAGCUGGGGCGGCCGCUGUCGCUCUGCCUGUGGCAGUUCUUCGCCGGAUCGCCAAAUACUGUCUUCGCGACCUUCCUUCCUGAUGCCAUGAGCGUCCUCAGCGCCCUCCCUGCGCCCCUCGACGGUGAGCCCAUCCCGCCCGAUCAGCGUCUGGCGGACUAUCUUGCCCAGGGCUAUUUGUUGGAGAUGGAGGAGCUGGAGAGGACGGGCGGCGGCCACGAGGUUCUACUCUCGACACCAAUCAAGCGGGCGGAACAUCACCAGUUUUGGAAUCGUGUCUGUGACAUCCUGGGGGAGGCGCUGACACCAUGUUUGGACGCUCUGGAUCGAUUGCUGGAUGACGAACACUGUGGGAGCACGGCACUUCGGCUGACGGCGGUAUAUCUGGCCGGCGUGGCGCUAUCUGGUGUGGUGGAGAGGGGCGCUAUGGAUGAGGAGAGAGGCGGGGAGCUGCUGGCCAAGCUGAGGAGGGGGGCUGUUUUCCUGGGAGCCCAGUAUCUCGUGCAGCAGCACUGGCCCGACGUGUCCUCACAGCUGCUGCGCUCGUGGUUCGCGUCUUCCACCCCGCCAUCGGCCCUCAUCGACUUCACUCGUCAGCUGGUCGCGAGCCUGGCCAGCCAAGCCGACCGGCAGAAUGCGGCCAAGGCCGUGAUGAAGUGCCUCGUGCUGUUCGAGGACCUGUUUCUGCCGCCCUCCCCUCCGCCUGGCUGGCUGCCAUUCCAUCUCAACCUGGCGGGCGACGCAGCGACCCAGGAUCCCCUGGAUGCACCCCAGCCAGCCAGCGACCUCAGUUCGCUGUGGGAGUCGCUGCUGCGUGCUGCGCCGUGUGAUGCAUCAUGGCUGGAGAUCAAGAUGUGGGCGGGACGGACUCGAUGCAAGGGGGUGGGGGAGGGCGGCUGUGAUGCUCCACUGGCACUGACCCUCUCAUCCACGGAGGACAUUACGGGUGCCCUUGACAGUCUGGUGAUGGAGCAGAGGGGGACGGGCCGGUCGGGAAGGAGGGAGGAGGAGGGUGGGCUGAGUGCUGCGGGUGGCUCUUUGGCGGUGCUGCAGCUUGUGGCUCUAAGUCAGGCCUCUGUGGCGUUUGUCAACACGGCAUUUUUCGACACAUUGCUGCCGGUGCUGCUGCGGACGCAAGAAGAGACGCCCAAGGACAAGACGGCUUCAGGGCUGUGGGGCGUGCUGGACCAGUGGAGGCGGGAGCUUUUCGCGAGCGAUGUCAGUGAUGACGGCAGCACCACCCAGACACCAGCUGAGAAAGGAGAGGGCCCCACCUGCGCGUAUCUGGACAUGUUGCUGCGUCACUAUCGGCACAGCCUGGCUCUGCUUCUCGUGGCGUAUCUGUGCAAGAAGGGCGCCAUCACCACUGCCGUGUCGAUCGUGAACGAGCUGCUGGACCCCGCCCCUCCCCCGCCCGUCUUGUCAGCUUUUCGCCGCACCUUCCCGCAGCUGCUAUCCUGUCUCAGGCAGUACUCAUCUUGCCCCGAUUCGCCACAAGACACACCAUUGCCCCUCCUAUCCCACCACCCACCACCUCUCCCGUCCCAUUGGAGCGACCCCAACGACCCUUUUACGACGUCUCUGUUCCUCUCACUUGUGUUCGGUGGGUCCGAGGGGGAGCAACGAGUGCUGAUGGAUGCGGCCAGAAGCCUAAUGACGCGUCCGGUGGUCGAGCAGCCGGAGGACAAGUCAGCAUCACCUGUAGGGGGCAGCGGGAAGGUGGACGAGCCCGACAGCGCGGCCAAGAGUGAAGGAGACGAGGCGUGGGGCGAGGGGUGGGACACUGACCUUGACUUUGGCGAUGUUGAUGUGGACGUUGAGGCGACUCUCACGGAAGAGAAGAAGAGCGAGCCGGCCGCGGCAGGAGGAGGAGGGUGGACGCUGAUUGAGUGGGGGGGAACAAGGAAGGUGGCAGGGGAGAUGUCUGCGUGGGUGACCUACUGGGAUCGCUAUGAAGCCUAUGUGAGAGGCCAGAUCGAUGGAGCUUGUCAAGUGCUGGAGGCGCUGCGAAGGGACGUGCAGACCAGUUUGUGAGUGAUGUAAGGGUCCGUAUGUGUGGGAGAGAGAGAGGGAUCACGAUGCGUGUCUUGUAAAGGGGUGACCGAAUGGGUUUUUAAGCCAGGGCUGAGUCGUCACGUUCUGUGUGCAAUUGGGUUGGUACGCUAAGACGUUGGUUGACAUUUCGGUGUGAACGUUUGCCCAUCCAUCCAUCGGUCAACCCUUCC